Brassica oleracea var. oleracea is the source of this 878-nucleotide messenger RNA. Its product is annotated as protein GLUTAMINE DUMPER 3-like. The record is from RefSeq and is a predicted model, not a curated record. The coding region runs from base 91 to 537 and encodes 148 amino acids. Gene Ontology annotation, biological process: regulation of amino acid export. NCBI's taxonomy places the organism in Eukaryota, Viridiplantae, Streptophyta, Magnoliopsida, Brassicales, Brassicaceae. The transcript has a single exon.
CCUCUCACCAACAUUAACAUUUUCUAUUAAAAAAAAACAUCAAAUUUUAUUUUUCUCUUUCUUUCUUUCAUCGUUUCACAGUCUACAAAAAUGGAAGGAAGACAAUACUACCCUCCAAGAGAAACCGUCGACGGAAACAGAACCACCGUGGGAGGACCUCACUCGCCGUGGCAUUCACCGGUUCCUUAUCUUUUCGGUGGUUUAGCGGCGAUGCUUGGUCUCAUCGCCUUCGCUCUUCUAAUCCUCGGUUGCUCUUAUUGGCGUCUCUCUGGUUACUUCGACGGUGAGGAAAACCAGAGCAGAGACAGCGAUCUUGAAGCCGGAGAUAUGAAACCUGAUAAAGCUGUGAAGGCUGUAGCUUUGCCGGAGAAGUUUUUGGUGAUAAUGGCCGGAGAUGUGAACCCCACGUACUUGGCGACGCCGGUGGAGAAAAGCUGUACUUGUGACGAUGAUGAAGACGAGGAGGGUGGUGAUGACGUGAAGGGUAAUGAUCAGGUGGUACGGCGGAGUACUGAAAGCAACGGUGCGACGCAUUGAGAAACAGAGGACAUGAAGAGAAGAAACAGAGGAUCAACAGUUCUUUAGACUGUUUGUAUCUGGCCCGGUUGUUUCUGGAUAUUGGGUCGGGUCAGAGCUCUACAUGAUGAGCCUUAAAUAUAGUCUGACUCUUACUAUGGCGGAGAAUUAUAUAUAAAAAACAAACUGGAAUUGAGUUUGGAUCAUUAGGAAGGUGUUCUGAUUAACAAUGUUAUUUAAUCUCAGCUUUUUGCUUCAUUAAGUUGUUUAGAAUAUUUUGUUUUCAGAUUUCUAAGUUUGCAAUUCAUCAGUUUUGUUCCAUUUCUGAGUUUUGAUGGAUAUCCAGGAAAAAAAUGUGAACA